UCCCGGCAGCCCCCCGCCUCUCCUCCCAGCGCAGGGUAGCGGCGCGAUGGCGGCAGCAGCGGCGGCGGCGGGCUCUUUGGGGUCCGGGCCCGGGGGGGCUGCCGGCGUGGCUGGGCCCCUGACGGGUCCGUGUGGGGUAACGUCGGGGGUCUCUGGGGGGCUCGGGCCGGUCCCGGUGCCCAUGAACCUCUUCGCCACCUGGGAGAUCGAUCGCUCGGCGCCCAGCUGCGUGCCCAGGCUGUGCAGUCUCCGCCUGAAGAAGCUGACUGUGCUGAGGGAACUGGACAAGGAGCUGAGCUCUGUGCUCAUUGCUGUGAAGAUUCAGGGUUCAAAGAGAGUCCUGAGAUCCAAUGAAUAUGUUCUCCCCCCUGGUGGCUUGAUGGAGACUGACCUGGAAUUGACGUUUUCAUUGCAGUAUCCACACUUCCUGAAGAGAGAUGGCAACAAACUCCAAAUUAUGCUCCAACGCAGGAAGAGGUACAAGAACCGAACUAUUCUGGGCUUCAAGACUCUGGCAGUGGGAAUCAUCAAUAUGGCUGAGGUAAUGCAGCACCCAACAGACGGAGGCCAGCUCCUGGGACUGCACAGCAACAUCAAGGAUGUGAGCAUCCGGGUAGCUGAAAUCAGCAUCUACUCCCUCUCCAGCCAGCCUAUUGACCAUGAAGAUGGAAAUGUCCCCUCUGGUCCCAAAAUUAAAGCCUCUGAUCGCUCUCCAGAUAUUGAUAACUACUCAGAAGAAGAAGAUGACAGCUUUUCCUCUGAGCAAGAAGCUAGUGAUGAUGCAGUGCAUGGCCAGGAUUUAUAUGAUGAAGAGGACGAAAUGAGGAAGCCAAAGAAAGCCCGGCGGAAAAUGAUCAGGACCACAUCGAUGACCAGACAACCAAACUUCAAGCAGAAAUUUGUUGCCUUGCUGAAGAGAUUUAAAGUGACUGAUGAGGUUUUGGAUUCUGACCCAGUGGAUCAGACUCAAGAAGUGGAGGAAGACUUGGGUCUGCUUUACGAUAGCCUAGAGGAAUGCAACAACAGUGACAGUGGCCCUGAGAUAGAAGAUAAUGAAAGUGUCCACAGCACUCCAAAGCCUACCCUGAGGCGCUUCUUUGAGGGCGUCUCACACUCUGGUUCCCAGACUGAGAUCAGCAGUCUGCACGGCCAGAAAGGGCAAGAGCGGGAGUCGGGCAGCCCUGGAGAAGCAGAGAAGCGGAAGGUGGGUGUUCCCCGCACCCAAGAUGAGGCUGCUAUGGAAACAGCAGUGAUGGAAUUGGACGUGGAUGAAUCCUGCCCAGGGGCAGCUGAGACUGCCCCAAAGGAGAGCAGUGUGGACAGGCUAGCCCAGCUGAGCAGCGUCAGCAAACCUGAGUUCCCAGCCACUGUUUCCCCCAGCAAAGUUGAGAACAAGCAGCUGUGGCGACCCCGUAGCAUGUCUGUUAAGGAUAGGCAGAACUCCAAGGGCCAUGCAGACCGGACCAGCAGCCUGGACAGUGAAAGCUCCCCAGAUUCACGACAGAGCACUCAGGUGCCCCGCAAGUCUGUAUAUGAUCAACUGAACCAGAUCCUGGUCUCAGAUGAACAGCUGCCAGAGAGCAUCAUCCUGGUGAACAUCUCUGAGUGGCAAGGCCAGUAUCUAUGCGAUCAGCUCCAGGAGCACAAGCAGCCCAUCGUCUCCACCUGCUCCGUGGCAGAUGUCCAGGCUGCCUUCAACACUAUUGUUGCUCGCAUCCAGAGAUACUGUAACUGUAAUUCCCACAUGCCUCCUCCAGUGAAGGUGGCUGUAGCAGGGGACCAGAGUUACCUGAGCAUUGUCCUGCGCUUCUUUGUGGAGCAGUUGGCAAGCAAGACCCCAGACUGGCUCAACUACCUCCGUUUCCUGGUGGUGCCAUUGGGCUCUCACCCCCUGGCCAAGUACCUUGGUUCUGUGGACAACAGGUACAGCACUUUGUUUCUGGAUGCAGCAUGGAGGGAGCUCUUCAGCAGAGUUGAGGCCCCUAGUUCAGACACCGUGGAUGUCCCUGGCCGGAUUGCGCAGUUCAUUGCAGGCGCCAGCCUGUCUCACCAGCUGCCCAUUUCCGAAGCCAUGUUGACCUACAAACAGAAGAGUUCAGGUGUGUGGGGUACUUCACUCCCUGCUGUUCUCUGCUUGCCCCUACAGCCAACAGGGAUCGGCACGCAUCCAGACGAGGAUUCCUGCCAGAAAUUUGUGCCAUUUGUUGGGGUGGUGAAGGUGGGGCUUGUGGAGCAGUCCUUCAGCACCUCAGUUGACUCUGAUGAUGCUACCAUCUGUACCGCCUCACUUCUGAGCUCAUCCUCUCCAUCUGCUGGAGGGGUCCCGUAUACCAAGGAGUCAGUGGGUACACCACCACCUUCUCCAUCAGUCAGCAGUGGGCUCUCGGGAGCAGGCUCUCUGAGUCCUGGUGUGGAAGUGAUGGGUCUACAGGUCGAUUACUGGAUAGCUCAGGGGCUGGAAAAAAGAAAAGAGGCUGACAAGCGGGAAACAGGCAUCAAGAAUACCCUGAAAAGCAAUUUCCGUUCACUCCAGGUCAGCCGCAUCCCCAGCCCUGGCGAGCUGGCCCCGCCCAACACUAUGGCCAUGACUGUGGUCACCAAGGAGAAGAACAAGAAAGUGAUGUUUCUGAGCAAGAAACCGAAAGAGAAGGACUUGGAACCCAAGAGCCAAGUGAUAGAGGGGAUCACACGUCUGAUCUGCACAGCCAAACACCAAAACACCAUGCUACGUGUUUGUAUUGAUGGCGUGGAGUGGAAUGAUGUGAAGUUUUUCCAGCUGGCUGCCCAGUGGCCAACACAUGUCAAGUAUUUCCCAGUUGGCAUCUUCAGCUACACAAAGAACGUGUGAUAAAACAAAAUAGGCAGCUUGGAAGGAUCGGGGCUUUGCCAUGCAGAAUGGAGAGAAUCCCCGGCUCCGUUGCUUUUGCUGAAGAUUGACUGCCCGAUGCUGGAGCCCAGAUCUGGCUGGGGCCCUGCUCGCUCCACUUGCCAAAGGCAAGGAGCAUCCCGAUUUGCUUUACGUCUCACCCAUGAAUUUUAGUUUAACAUGAACUUGGGUCCUAGAGAAAUGGAAGACAAACCAGGCUUCUCCACCUGAAUUUGAGACUAGAAUGCCAGACCUGCCUUCUCUGAUGGCGGGGGUGGGCAGUCAGGAGUGGAAGAGUUGGAGGGGAUUCAUGCAGCUCCCCAUUGGACUUUGUGCCAGUGACAGCAGGGGAUCCUGUCCCCUUUCUGUCACGGGCAAGAAAUGGGAAUCUGGUUUCUUGACGUGCUGCUACUUUGUAACUGCUCUAGUAGGGAAUAUUGUCUUAGUGCCCUCCUCUAGGGUUGCCCAACCAGGCUCUCCCAGUUGCAUUUUGGGCAAGCUGGACCUCUGCCCACAAAUGCUGCUCUGCUGUCCUAUCUAACAAAUCACAGAGGGCUACUGGGACCUCAGCCUUCUGUCUCCUUGGAACACGAAACAGCUCGCUUUGUCCCUAUUGAAUUCUUUGGCCUCUCCCUGUUGCAAUAGGACUGGUGGUGUUCAGCUUCAUACUCUUGGAAUGCCUGCAGGAGGAGUCAAAGCAAGAGACAUACUGAGGUGACAGAAGAAAAGCCAUGAGGGGCAGUCGCUUCAGUUUCAGCAGCAGACACUCCUCUGCUCCUGACCACAUAGGGAGCUGCUGCAUUUGGGUUCCUACUGAGGUUCGGUUGGAGGGGGGGGGGGCAGCAGUGAAAGCUUUCCUGUUGAGCAGUUCAGGCCACAAGAGAUGGUGCAUAACUGGUGGACUUCAGAGUAUCAGUUGGUCCAGGACCUGCUACAAUUCUGCAGGCAGGAUGGGACAAGCUGUUGCAGCAGUGGAAGGGUGGGGUGAUGGGUUCUUUGCUAUUUUUAAGCACAGUAGGCUUCCUUUCGAGGGAACAGCAGAGAAGGUUGGAUGAGUGCCCUUCAGCGAGAAAAGAUGGAAACUACAUUAUUUGGGAAUGCAUACUUCACCACAAACUCUUCUGUUCCAUCUUUGUAGAGGGUUGGGGGGGGAGGUGUACUCCCACUGUGUCUCUCCAUUGCAUGUUUGCUUGUGUGUAACAGCACUGCUGUGUCCUACCUGGUGCCAGGGAGGCCUGCUAUUCAUGCAGGUGUAGGUCAGGCCAGGUUCCUGCCCCUCUUCCUCAAGCUCUAGCAUGGAAGGUGGUCUUCUGUAAUGAAAGUAGCUUGAGUAAUAGAGUUUGUUUUGUAGGCAGUGCAAGCCCCUAGACCAGCACUUCUCUCAAGCAGCUCCAAGGUCAGUCCUGGGAGCUGUAAGCUGAGCCAAGCUCCACUCCUUGUUGGGCUACCACCGUAGGUCAUGUACACUGCCAGGAGGACAAGGCGGGCAAGUGGGAGAAACACAGUGUUGUGGUCAGCGGUAAUGAACUGCAGGAUGGGGUGGGUGUUCAGACAGGAAAAAAUGUACUUAGGUGGUUUCAACAAGACAGCCAGAAAUCGCAGCUCACUGUUAUAAGGGUAGCCUUUUUAGGGCAUCUGCGGGUGCCUCCUUGCCCUCUUUGACUGCAUUGACACAGGCCCUCUUCCUUUCUCUUACGUCUCCCCAAACACAGCAGACUCCACGGCUAGAGCCUUGGCUUUCCUGGAGCUUGUGCCACUAAAACUGCCAAACCAACAACACCCCCCCCCACUCCACCCCGCCUUGAAAGUGUAUCCUACCGAACUUAGAGACCUAAACUGUGGUAUUGCGCCUGCCUGGCAGACGCAGCUGCUCGUGGUUAGGAGAGCAGGGAUGGUGGGUUAACCCUAUUUUUUACAAGAUUCUAUUUUUGUUAAACUUUAAUGUAAGGUUGCUUUCAGGAUUAAUUUUAAUAAAUUAAUGCUGGUACCAUU
Messenger RNA from Eublepharis macularius, 4858 nucleotides. RefSeq names its product phosphofurin acidic cluster sorting protein 1-like. Gene Ontology annotation, molecular function: transmembrane transporter binding. The record is from RefSeq and is a predicted model, not a curated record. The transcript has 25 exons. The coding region runs from base 47 to 2848 and encodes 933 amino acids. Gene Ontology annotation, biological process: protein localization to plasma membrane. NCBI's taxonomy places the organism in Eukaryota, Metazoa, Chordata, Lepidosauria, Squamata, Eublepharidae.